Messenger RNA from Xyrauchen texanus (razorback sucker), 4328 nucleotides. RefSeq names its product eukaryotic translation initiation factor 4E nuclear import factor 1 (gene eif4enif1). Gene Ontology annotation, molecular function: mRNA binding. Gene Ontology annotation, cellular component: cytoplasm; nucleus. Gene Ontology annotation, biological process: negative regulation of translation. The transcript has 19 exons. The record is from RefSeq and is a predicted model, not a curated record. Lineage: Eukaryota; Metazoa; Chordata; Actinopteri; Cypriniformes; Catostomidae. The coding region runs from base 671 to 3448 and encodes 925 amino acids.
UUCGCCGCUCUGCGACUGAAUAGAGACGAAAGAGAGCUUAGAGAAAGUACCCCGAGGUACACUGACUGUUGCUGUCGGACUAUAAGCUUUAAAUACAAGCUAGAACACAGUUAUUUGCUGGAAUCGUUUAUAUUAUUAGACUUUAGUGUGGUGACGCGCUUUAUAUAUACAUUGUGCAGCUUUAUGUGGGAGGAUAAGUUUCCUAGCCUGCUAACCUGGCUCACUAGCCUCGAAACAAACAACUCCGGAAUUUUUCGCUUUCACGAUAAAACCCAAAGGGGUAAAGUGUCCAGAGUAUAAUUAAAGAGAGGAAACGGCUCAAGGAGUGCCAUUUGUCCAUAUGAAAUGGAGUAAAUCUUCGGCGUCAGCUUGAGUUUAGCCACUUUGCUAAUGAAAUGCUGCUCUGCAUUUAGCGACUGAAUCCGGAUUGUCAAGCUAUAAUUGAGUCUUCUGUCAAUGUUGCAGACAACUUAACCAUUGUAGGCAGGAACUGCAUCCUGUCUGAAAUCUUGACUGACUGCAGCAUCUCUUGUAGUUUGGUGUAAUACAGGUAGUCGCUAGCUGAGGUAUCCAAGCGGAGAGAGAAGGUGCUGGGAGACCGUUUCCAAUAUCAGGUGCCCAGAGUGUCUGAUAUUGGAGCUUCUCUUCAGUCACUCACUUAGUCAAGGAGAUGGACGAAAAUGGAGAGAGCAUGGUGGACAUAGUGAAGGACUCUAUUGUAGCCUCUGCCUAUAGAUAUACCAAGGAAGAGCUUUUGGAAAUCAAAGAAUUGCCCAUUUCCAAUGAGAGGCCAGAUUGUCUUUCAGAGAAAUAUGACAGUGAUGGGGUCUGGGAUCCUGAAAAAUGGCAUGCAUCACUAUAUGCCUCUUCCGAAAACAACUUUCCAGCCGAAGGAUACAAGAAAGAUUAUACAGAGGAUAGAGUUCUACUAAAACGCAGAAUUGCAGAUCCUCGAGAACGUGUAAAAGAUGACGAUCUGGAGGUGGUUCUUAGUCCGCAGCGUCGAAGUUUUGGUAGUGGUUGUCAAGUGGCACCUACCGCCAUCCCUCGCCGUCCCAUCAGCCCUCUGGAGAACAAAGAAAACGAAUCACUCCGUCUGGGGGGUUCACGCCGCAUAGGGAGUGGCCGUAUCGUGGCAUCACGUGUAUUUGAGAGGGACCCACGAGUCGACAAGGAGCGAGAGAGAGAGCGUGACUUUAAGGACAAGCGAUUUAGGAGAGACUUCGGGGACAAAAGAGUGUUCAGUGAGAGGAGAAGAAAUGACUCGUAUGCAGAAGAGGAGCCAGAGUGGUUCUCUGGUGGACCCACUAGUCAGUCAGAAACAAUUGAGCUCAUUGGCUUUGAUGACAAGAUCUUGGAAGAUGACAAACGGAGGACCAAACGCUCGAGAAAAAAGCCGGAGUCUGUUAAAGAAGUUGAAUGUAAUGGAGGGCUGUCUGAGGUAGUUCACAAGUCGGGAGCUGAUCAAGAGGUUCCACAUGCCGAAGUUCUUCCUGAGCAAACUCCUGGAGAAUUUGACUUCAAUGAGUUCUUUAAUCUAGAAAAGACCAUGCCUGUCUUGGCAUCGAUGAUUGAAGAUGUUCUCGGUGAGGGUCCUGUCUCGGCCAGCCGAUUCAGCCGCUGGUUCUCCAGUAAUUUGAGUCCCUCUGGCAGCCGCUCCAGCAGUCUACGCUCCACCCCUCACGAGGAGCUGGAGAGACUAGCAGGUCUCAAUCCUCAAACUGGUUCUCUGAAUCAGGGCCCCUCCUUAUAUUUCACCCCCAUCCCUUCAGUGGAACGUAAAGAAAAGGUUGACAUAAUGGAGCUGCUUCAUAAAGCCAAUAUCGACCUGAAACCUCUACUGUCCAACCUGAAUGUCAAUAAGGCUCGACUAAAGGAGAGCACAAACUCUGGGGUGGUGUUAUCUCUGGAGGAAGUUGAGGGGGGUUUGAAAGCUCUGAAGGUUCAGUCUGAACUGGCUCCAUCACUACCUCAAAGGCAGCUGAGCGGUGGAGGAGGAACUCCUUUUAUGGCGGAACACCUGGAGGAGGCUCUCACUGGUGGAACUGGGGUUGCACCACGAUCUCGAGACCCUGACAUGUCUGCAUUUAAUAAGUUAGUGAGCAGCAUGAAGGCAAGUGGAACCCUACCCACCCACCCCAAAGCCAGAGGGAGCAAUUUACAGCAGCAGUCAGUGGAUCCUGAGGCUCAGGUACUUGCCUCUCAACAGAAAAACAUCUUUCAGGAAUUAAUGGUUGCCCCUCAUGGUCCUGUUCCUGGCCUCGUACACCACCACGCCUCACCCCCACUCUUCCCACGGACUGCUCCUAUACAGGAUUUUUACCAAGGCAUACAAUCUGCAACAGGGUUCCAUGCUGGACCACAGACAGUGUUGGAUCAAACUCCAGACUUUCAUCAAGCCAGGAUCAUAUCACAGCAGAUGAGAGCUUUGCCUAUGGGUGUGGACCAGACCAGUCUGGAAGCUCUGUUCCAGCAGGAUCUGGCAGUACAUAAUCGGCCACAGUACCAACAAGGCAACAACAAACAGGCUCAUGAUAAGGCCUAUCGCAACAGACAACCUCGGAUGAACCAUUCUCCUGGGCCUCACCUGCCUGGACGGAGCUCACCUGGCAAUGCAGUUACUAGUGUGUUGUCUCCAUCCUUCACUCCCACCUCUGUGAUCAAGAAGAUGUACGAGUCAAAAGAGAAAAGUAGAGAUGAUACUGGGAGCAGACCAGGGAGCAAAGAAGAGACCGUGAACUUUCAUAACUCACAUGAGGAUGGGUUUGUAUCACCCAGUUCCUUUCUGGAAGAUGUGGACACCAGUGGUCCUCAGACUGGUGGGGUAAAGGUUUGCUCCACCCCAGUCCCUGCUCACAAUCGUCAAACAGACAUGGACCGACCCAGACCUCAUUCCACAACUGGCCAUCAUACUCCCACCAUGCUUUCCCCUGGGCCCUCUUCUCCCUUCCCCAGACCCCAGAUGUAUCCAGUCCCUCUGCUUCCCCACGUCCCCUUGGUCAGACCUCCGCAGCUACACCCUGGCGUGAUGCAGAGGAUGCUGUCUCAGGGCAUCCAGUCUCAGCAGCUUGGGCCCACGUUGUUACAGACAGGCAUGUUCCCUCACGCAGUAGACCUGUCUCAGCUGCAGGGUCUUCCGCCAGCCCUCUUGGGGCAGCCUCUGUAUCCGCUUGGUCCUACAGUGCAUCCGCUAAUGGCCUCUAAACCUCCUGGACCACACAUGCAUUUAGCAGUCAUGCAGCAACAACAGCAACGACCUGAUCUGCAUUCAGGUGGCCAUCAGUCACAGAGCCACGGUCCACAUCGGACAAACCAUUCCCAGCGAAGAGGGGGUAGCCCUCCUCUGGGCUUGGCCAAGUGGUUUGGCUCUGACAUGCUUCAACAGCCCCUCCCUUCCAUGCCUUCUACUAAAGUAAUCAGUGUUGACGAGCUUGAGUUCCGCCAGUGAUGACUUCCUGUGACCGUUCAGCGGGAGUAAAGCGAUACAUCCCUUCCCCACUGUCCUCUAGUUGGAGAGAUGUGAACUUUGAUUUCUGCCAUUUAUGUACAGAUGACAGAGCCCUGUCUAUUUUUCUGUGCUCUGUCUGAAACCUUGCAGUUGCUUAUUUUUGAGAAGGCCUAAAUGUUAAGGAAAAAGGGAAAGGAUUCGUUUUUUUCCUGACACUAUUGUCACAAAGUAAUGUAGUUUCUCAGUUUUUUUUUUUUUUUUUUGUAUUUUGUUGUUGACUUCAGUUUUGUAGUAAAGAAAGUAAAUGUAUAAGCGUGCACUGUACAGACUAUGGGAAUGGAUUUCUUUCCCACCAUGUACAUAGAAUUGGGUGUUUUCUUUAUUAGCUUUUAUGUGGGGAUGGUUAUCCUGCUUUAAGGCAAAGAAUGGUGGUACCGUUUCUUUUUUUCCUUUUCGAGUCACGAUGUCUGCAUAAUGUUCUGUUUCCCCCAUCUGGUUGGGAAAGGGUGGGACUGCUGAUUUCUUGGAAUGGAGAUGUUUGUAUGUGUCUCGAUUUGAAUGCAUCCCUGAUCCAGAGAUACAUGCCAUCAACUUUUGCUGGAGCAUUGAAUCCAGAAUGUUCUGCAAGAACAGGGCCCGGAGACACUCUUGCACCCCAAGCCGAGAAUACUAGUUGUGCCUUUUUGCUUUUUCUUUUUUUUUUUUUUUUUUUUAAGAAACCCCCCCCCAUCCUCCCUCUAGCCUGUCCUAGUCACUAUAUGAGAAGUACUUCUCUGAAUCACAUUUGUUUUAGGCAGGGGUUGGCAAAUAAGUAAUGUGCUAUUAAUUUAAGAAGCACAAGUAGUUAAUAAAUAUUAAAAAUUUCAAUAAAAAUCAUUCA